CAUAUAUUACAAAUUAAAAUUCUCAUUUCACUUUGGCUAGCAAUUAGCAGUUGUCGAUUUAGAAGCUGCCUUUUCCAUCUGUAUUAUAAUUCUCGUUAAAGUUUGAGCUGUCUCCCCCUGGAUAGAAUAGGUGGAAUUUCAAACUUCGGGAUCCGUUUGCCAAUCGUUAAAACAUUGGCAAUUUGAAGAAGAUACAAGUAACAGUUUUCUCUUACAGAAUGGCAUUUACUCCGUAUCAACGAUUCUUGGCUCUGAUGAUGGUGGUAACUGGGUCCAUCAACUCAUUAAGUACCAAAUGGGCUGAUUCUUUGAACUCAAAAGGCUCUGAUGGUAAUGUGAGAAGUUUCUCACAUCCCUUCCUCCAGACUGCCUGUAUGUUUCUGGGCGAGAUGCUUUGUCUAUUAGUAUUCAAGCUGGUGGUUUGGAACACAAGAAACACAGGACAUAGCCUUACAAAUGGGAACCAAUAUUUCAAUCCAUUCAUCUUGAUGCCAGCAGCCAUGUUUGAUUUGAUCGGCACGUCGAUAAUGUACAUCGGUCUCACGCUGACUUACGUUAGCAGCUUCCAAAUGUUCCGCGGCUCCAUCAUCGUAUUCGUCGCUAUACUUUCUAUGACAUUCUGCGAUCGGCAAAUUAUCAGAAGGGAGACCAUGGGAAUAGUGUGCAUCGUCAUGGGCCUGUUCAUAGUUGGUGUGACAGACGCCAUGUACCCCUCCGGCGAGUCCAAGGGAAGGAACAGUCUCAUCACAGGGGACCUACUGAUCAUUCUCGCACAAGUCAUCUCGGCUUGUCAGAUGGUGUACGAAGAAAAAUAUGUGACAGUGUUGAACAUCCCUCCGUUGCAAGCAGUCGGCUGGGAAGGCGUGUUCGGUUUCUCAAUGCUGUCCGUACUGCUGGUGAUCUUCUACUGGGUGCCGGCUCCGCCGCACUUCGACAACAACCCCAGGGGCACUGUGGAGGAUAUAGUUGAUGGCCUUAUACAGAUCGGAAACAACCCGCUAAUCCUUGUGGCAACAUUGGGCACGAUCAUAUCCAUCGCCUUCUUUAACUUUAGCGGCAUCAGCGUCACCAAGGAGAUGUCUGCAACCACAAGAAUGGUCCUGGAUUCAAUCAGGACCUUGGUAGUAUGGAUGGUGUCGCUGGGCGUUAGAUGGCAAGCUUUCCACUGGCAGCAACUGUUAGGUUUCGGCAUGCUCAUCCUGGGAACAUGUGUGUACAACGGACUGAUGCCCCAAUGCAGCCGCAACAGCGACCCAUCGAACGACGAGGAAAGCCAAGUGGUCAACGCAGAAGCGGAUAUCACUGAGGAGGCUUAGGUACAAGUUUGAUAAAACAUUGUUGUAUAAAUAUUGUGAGCGUUCACAUACUACCAUGUAAUGUAUGUCGUGAAAGCUCGAUCUUAAAGCAAAUUUACGCUAGCCAAUUUUUAUGGAUCUUCAAUUUUUUAUUUAUAGUUUAAUUGCUGCGGUCAACGGCGCUUGUAAAAUACCGUUGGGAUUUGCAUGGAUAUUGGUGACUGUAAUUUAAAAUGAAUUCCCAAUAGGAUGGCAUAUUUCACUGCUGGAACAUGCAAUGCCUCCAAACUUAGCAAGUAUUCGAAUAGGAAAUGCAUUUUUUUUUUUAAUAAUUUAUAAUCUGUAAGAAUAACGUGAUAUAUAUUUUUUUGUUAAUUAUAUAUAAUAAUAAUUUUAACGCGUAACUAUCAUUAAAUAAAAAAAUAUUUGCUCAAUAUCGAAUAUCUCAUGGACUCGAUACAAAUACAAAAAGCGAAUAAAUUUGUAAAUAGUCCAUAAGCAAUAAAAUGUACUGUGGUAUAUUUAGGUAUUGUGUUUUAAAAAAAAAACACAAUCAUAGAAUGUUUCAGGCAUUGUAUUUUCAUCUUUUGUAAAACAAUAAAUUUAACAAAUAAAGCAAUCUAUUGUAUUCACGUAAUUUUAUAAAUUUGACGUUAGUAUAAUUAUUACUUGUACAGGCUAGGUUUACGGGGAUCGCGCACUACGACUUUAAGCCGCGCAAUAUUUUCUUAUUUCUGUUCUUUUAUGACGUCUUGAUUUUUCGACCCAGUUUUUUCCUAACCUCUGUCUGUUUCGAGCGGGUGUAAAAUUCUUAGUGCGCGUUAUUCCUUAGUGCACAAGCGACGGUGAACUCUAAUGUCGGGUGAGCAUAGUAAAUUUUAGGCAAAUAUGUGGGCAACUAGUGAGUUGAGUGGCUACUCACACUACAUAUCAUUGACUUUGUAUUUUUCUAGAAUAUUCUAUAUAUUUUCCUUAGUUAAAGUAUGGUGAUAUGUUUCAAUUAAUUUGCAGUAAUCGUUUAGUAUAUAGCAGCAGUUUCGAUUUGAAGGACUUUGAUGUCAACGUAAUUACUGGGUGAGAUUUAACAUGUUGUCUCAGGGUGCCAAGCUCAGUGCAGUGGACGCCUUACUUUAUUUGGUGUUCCUACUAUUUAUGGGCAGUCGUGUCGCUUACUAUCAAGCGAGGAAUAUGCUCGGUUCCUUAUUCAGUUGCAAUAAAUAUUUAAUAAAUUAAAUAUGACGGUAGUUUUCAAUCAUAUGGUUAACAAGUCUGUUAAAUUUGGUGCUGAUUUUGAAUUAUUGCUUUAAUUAUUUAUACAUUGCUUGCACAGCGUGCCUAUGUUCGGGUGUUGAACCAUGUGCAUAUAUUAAAACUGCAGCAAACAUGUCUAGGAAAA
Manduca sexta (tobacco hornworm) is the source of this 2691-nucleotide messenger RNA. RefSeq names its product solute carrier family 35 member F6 (gene Tango9). Gene Ontology annotation, cellular component: membrane; intracellular membrane-bounded organelle. The transcript is spliced from 8 exons. The record is from RefSeq and is a predicted model, not a curated record. Lineage: Eukaryota; Metazoa; Arthropoda; Insecta; Lepidoptera; Sphingidae. Gene Ontology annotation, molecular function: transmembrane transporter activity. Gene Ontology annotation, biological process: transmembrane transport. Bases 219 to 1316 code for a protein of 365 amino acids.